This is a messenger RNA of Neocloeon triangulifer, 6230 nucleotides long. Its product is annotated as bromodomain-containing protein 4-like. Bases 173 to 4540 code for a protein of 1455 amino acids. Lineage: Eukaryota; Metazoa; Arthropoda; Insecta; Ephemeroptera; Baetidae. The transcript has 11 exons. The record is from RefSeq and is a predicted model, not a curated record.
GUGAUUUUCCAACCCCUGAUGCUGCUUUCGUCGUGAGAACGAGUGUAGUGUUUUUCCGAAAAAGAUGUCCGCGGAUGAGCAAAGCGGCCGGAAUGUGAUUAGCAGGCAUCACGGCGCCCACUUCCCGGUCUGGCAGGAACGCGGUCGUCCUGGAUGCGGUUCGAGUCGCUGAAUGUCGUCCCUGUUCUACCUCUUUGCGAAAAUUGUAAACCAUACCCGUCAGAUUGACCAGACCAAAAGCGACGAUAAAGUUAUACAAGAUUUGUACAGCAAUAUCUGGGAGCCCCUUGGCGGAAUUGCUGGACAAGUGCAUGAGGUCACCAUGUUUCAGAAAGAUCACGAAGAGUUGUACAGGAAAACACUUGAAGUGAUCCUCUCGAUAAAUUGGGAGAAAAUUCCAAAAAUCAACAAAACCUGUCUACUAACUGUCCUCGAGACAUGUGCCAAUAAAUUAGAGAAAAAGUCUCCUUUAGCCUCAGAGAGAUGUAGAAUAUUAGCCAGACUAAUCAAAGACCCAUGGGACAGUACGCUAGUCGAGUUUCUGAACAGCACCAUUCAGACUGCGAAAGGAGACAAGCUGGACAGCGAAAGCAAGCAGCUGCCUCCAGCUUAUCCAGUCUUGAAUAAUCAAAUUGUGGAGUAUAUUAACUCGCAGCCUGUAGAAGUGCUGACCACUAGACUGUCCAUUCUGGUAAAAGCCUCUGCCUUCUUGGCACUGAACCUGGCCAGGGUUUGCAUGAAAUGUCUGCAAAACCUGGAAGAGGAGGAUCAAAACCUCUUUUUCGACUACUAUGUGGGUCUACUGUACAAAUUCAAACUCAUCAAGGAGUUUUGCGAGGAGGUUCUUCAUGAUCUGAAAGUAGAGUAUGGACUGCAACUUCUCCAGAGGUACUCUCGGCUCGAAACUCUGGCGCCGAGUACUCUCCUCAAGAAAAAUGGGAUGAAGCGAGCCAGCCAGUCCAUCAUUAACCACCUGCUAACUCAAGUGUUGGUCAAAGAAAGUGUUCUCAAAUCUGAAGAGGAUCAGGUGUUUGUUGUGGCCAAGAAGUGGCUUGCGCUGAACAUGGAGUGGGCAACACCCGAAUCGGAGAUGCAAAUGCAGAUCACUCGGUACGGAGACACGGCCGCAUCCACUCUUCACGCAUAUCUCAUGUGCAAGGCAAUCCAAACCCAGCUUGGGCCUCGUUCCUACCUAAACAGCGACCUUCUACAGAUGAUAAUUCGACGAUUAAACGAAGGUCACAAUGAGGUUAAAAAGCACAUUCAGGACAGAGACAAUUUGAAAGUGGCCACUGAGUCUGGUGAGGAGCCCGACAUCGAUAAAGUGAGAGCCGAUCUGAAACGAGAAGUUCUGGAGGCCGAACACAGACUGGCCGAGGAGUUCCUCCUGCUCGGAGACUUGGUGCAAGACUGCAUGGCCGCCUACCGAGAGUGCCUGCUCACUGCCUUCUCCUUGCGACCAACACCCGAGGGACUUGAUGAACUGGAGAAGAUUGCGCCAAACGAAGAUGCCAAUGGAGCAGUCGGCAUGCUGAGUCUCACUGGAGAAACAAUAGGCUGCAAUGAUGAUGUGUGUGACGAUCUCCUUAUCAUUCUGAACUCAGCUCGGUGGCAGCUGCUCAAGUGGGAAACCAAAUGGGAUGAGCUGAAGAAUCUCUGCACAGAGUACCUCAAGGACCCUGAGAGGGUUAGGUACAAAAAAGAGGAGCUGAAGCAUGCAAAGGUGCCUGUCUACAUGGACUACGAGGAUAUCCACCAAGACAGACUGACGCGGAGAAACAGAGCAAAGGAGUCUGACGGGUAUGAAGAGAUUGACUUUGGGUUGAGCGACAAUUACUCCGAUGGUGAACCCAAGCCAAAGAAGGUGCGGACUGUGUCCUCAUCCGAAUCAGACUUUUCGGAUGAUUUGGAUGUAUAUCAGAGAACAGUAUUGGUAGUGAGUAGCAGUGAGGGCGAAUCUAACUCUGAACCACAGCUGACGCAACCUGUGCGUUACACAUACCCAUCGCGAACUAAGGAUCCCAAGCCAGAGUUUGGCAAUAGGAAACCUAACUUGGAUCUGAUCAGCAAACUACGAAUUCUCAAGCACAAUAGCACAGCAGUGAAGGAAAGUGCGCCUAGCUUAGCAGGCCAGAACCUGCAGCCAAAGGUCAAGGUGAGCAUCAUCAGAAACGGACUGUCCUCCUUGUCUCACAAGAGACUAUUGGCUAUUGUUCCGGGAAUCAGAUCAAUGGAAAACUUCACACCUGCUCCGCUAAAUCCGACUGUUCAGGUGGUGCAGGUUGGUCAAGGAGUACCACCGCCACAGACAAACUCUUCCCCGACAGUCAGCCAGCCGCCUCCUGAACCGCCCCCACCUCCGCAGCAGCCGUCAAACGGUCCAGCAACCAACACUGCUCCAACAGAGCAACUACCAAAGUUCCAGCAGGUCUUUGGAAAGAAUUUCCAGCAGCAGCCUCAAACCCAGGGGACUCCUCAGGUUACCCCACAAGCAGCCCCUCAGCCUCCUGCGCAACCAACUCCUGCAGUGCAGCAAGCAGUGGCCACUUCGCAGCCAGUCCAACAGCAGCAAGUCACAUCUGGCCAGUCUAGGACUGUGACAAAUCAAGCAAGUCUUCUUCGAAUGGCCACCCCUGUCCAAAUCACGCAGAGCAGUUUGGAGGCCCUCAUUCAGGCACACCCUCAACUGGCUUCCGCCCUGGCAGGUCGGGAGGGCAGAAUAAUGUGCUUCAAGCAAGGCUCAAACAUCAUCCUGACAGACAGACUCAGGCCUGAAGUCCAGCCCGGCACCUCGGGGCUCAAACGGCCUGUCAAGAGACCCCAAGAAGCAACCCCUGCUCCUUCUAAUAACAGCCAGUUGGAAAACGAGCUGCGGGAGUUUGACGCCGUCUUGAGAAGUGUGAAGGAGCGAGACGGCAGCAGCAACAACCGGCCAGAACCAGCUGCCACGCCAACCCCACCAGCCCCAACACCCACCCCCACGGUGACAACAGUGGUGACUACAACCCCCACUACAGCCCACUUUUCGCAGCCGCCCCCUCUUGCCUUCCCAAAGACGACAGCAACCGUCUCGAAAGCAGCGCCUGCCAAGAAAGUGCCUCCUCCGAAGGCGACGGUGGCCACUUCAACAACGUCCCCUCCCCUGAGCACAAACUCUCCCGCCCCUGCUUCUUCAAGUUCCACACCGAAAGCAGCCGCCCCCACCAAGACUCCUCCAAAGGCCUCUGUAGAGGACGAGCAGACGCAGAAGCGUAUUUAUGAAAUUCUGAGCGAAUACACCGAGCAGUUGAGAAACUCGCCUGACCUCAACAACAAGCCUGCCCCCAGGAGGCGUUCAAACCCGCCCACCAACCCAAGCCCAAAGCGCAAGAAGAAGGCCAAAGAGGCUGACGAGCAUGUGCCAAGUGAGGACAGUUCGAGCAACUUGGCCCAGGACAGCGAGGAGCACGACUCGGUCAGCGAAUCUGGCUCGUCCUUACCUGCCGAGUCGCCCCCUGCUCCUCCAGCUGUAGAGCCGCCUCCACAGCCCGCCCCCACUGUUGCUAUUGCCAUUCCAGUUUCACAGUCAAAACCGCUCGUCCUGCAGAGGCAACUAAUGGUUGUUGGGAAGACUCCAGGCCAAAAGUUGUUCCGGGUCAUUCCAGCGCACAACAGCAACCUGCGGGCGCUCACCUCGGCGCCAACCUUGCUGCUGCAGCAGAUGUGCAAGCCCGAGCAGUUGAUCAACUUCCAGUCCGUCAGAAGUGUCAAGCUUCCAGUCAUGUCGACGCAGUCUUUGUCAGGGGUGCAGACGCAGCAGCCAGUUGUAAUGCCGUUUGCCUCUCAGGGCAUCAAAAAGGAGGUGGACAACACUUUGAUCGAGACCCUGCUGCAGGGAGAAACCUUGAAGACUCAGGUUGAGGAGCACGUCAAGGUUGAGCCAAGCGAGGAGGAAGAAGAAGAAACCAAUGCCCAUUCAGCAUCACAGUCUCCCGUCCCAGAAACCAAAGCUGCCGCGCCUUUGAGGGUCAAGUCGGUGCCGGCAAAGUGCACCACGCCCCUGCAGGAAAAGAAACGCAGACUUGUGCGUCAAGACAACAUGCAGAAAAGCUUGUCCGAGGAGUGUGAGGACCUGGGCGUGGAUGCACCCAGUACCUCUGAACUCUUUCCUGACGCCGACCUGCCCUUUGAAUUGUCCAAUAACAGCGACUCCAGUCUCUCAUACUUAGACACUUGUCAUCAGCAGCAACAGCAGCAGCAACAACAGCGGCGUCGAAACGGCGCCGAGGUCAAUGGUCGUGGUGCCGCCACUGACGGAGGAAGUGAGGAUAGCAGCGCUGCUGGCGACGAGUCUCCUAAACGCCGGAAAUUGUGUCUGACGAGGCCGUUUGCGGCCUUGAAAAGCAGGAAGGAGGAUGAGGCUGCGGACACGGACGGCUCAGGUGAUGAGGCCGCCAAGGCAAAGAGGGCGGUGAAGCCCAGGACGUCUUGCGCCUGUUGCGGUCCCACAGCACCCAAAGUCGCCAAGAAAAUGAAUGGCAAGGCUGGGAAGAAAAAGUAAUAGAGCUCCAAGAUUGGGUUUUGGCCUCAUUAAAAUUUUAAAGUUUCUGAUUGUUACUACGUUUUUUGUAAUUUUUUUUUUCUUUUUUAAUUUCAUUUGACUACGCCUCGGAAAUUUUUUUGAUGUUUUUAUAUGAUUUUUUGAAAUUAUGACAUGGUCAAAGACCCUGAUCUGAGUGUCUGCAAUUCUGGCCAAGGGCAGUACAAAGUACUUAAAAAACAUUGAUUGCUUCGGAAGGCGCUCAAGCCAUGAGCGGCGCGGACGAGGGACUAUUUGGUGUUUCAUGUUCCAAUAGAAUUGUUCUAGAUGCAUUCCUAGUCACAUUAUGAAUGUAUGACUGAUUAAUUGUUAAUUCAUUGAUUGCAGUUCAUUUGUCUUCUCGCCAAAUUAUGUGCAUUUUAUUAAUGUAUCUCAAUUGCAUUACCGUUUUGUUCAUCCAUCAUAUUGUGGUCUCAUGAAUGAGUUCCGGGACGAAGGUCCACUGUAUUAAAGCUCAAUUUGCGCCUCACGUCUCGUACAAAUUAUCGUUUAAUGAUCAACUCCGGUUGCCAAAAGUUUCAAUCACGUGUCAGUGAAAAAAAAGUGUUGAAUUUUUAGUGAAAAGUGCACUUCCUGCGUAAACAGAUAUGCAUUUUCCAAAUGUAAAUUUUGGUUCAUCUGUGCUGAGAAAAAUUGUGAAUUUCAUUUGUAUGUGGCGUGAUUCGUUUUGUUAUUUCUUUUUAUUACUUGACUUGCUUCCAGUUAAAUUACAUUUCCAUUGUAAGGGAGCUUUAAAAAUGAAGAGAGUCACCCUAGGCAGAGAGUCGUAAAUAUUAAAUAACGCGCACCUCUUAAAUUCUUAGGGAGAUUUAAAAUUUGUAUAAAAACUCGUAAUAUUCAAGCUAUAGCAAGUUAGACAAUUUGCCCCUGGAUAUUUCGGUUUGGUGUUUUUUAAAAAAACUACUGCUCCGUGUUCGUUGUAAAAUCAACUAAUCCCCAGUUGCAUGAAAUGCAUUCCUUCGUUUGACCCCUAAUUGCGUUGAGCAUUAGUGUAAAAAAGUUUUGCCAGUUGGUUUUACCACGCGCACGAGCUACUCGUCAAAAAUUACAAAUCUAUAUACAGAAUUUUAAGCGUAAUUAAAAACGAAUGAUUAUCCCAAACUCCAUAAUGACAGAGCAGUAUGUGAAAAAAAAUUGAUGGAGCCGAUUUCUGUUGUUCUUCUGUUGUCUGUGCGGUUAACAAACAUUUCCAGUACUUGCUGUGUGAGUGUAAACCUUAAAAAUCAUAUUAGAGCAUAAAAACAACAGGUACAUAAGCGAAAAGAAACAAAAGUUGUUAUGUCUAUGAAAUAUGAGUGUACAUAAUAAGUCAUUCGAUUGUUAAUUAUAUAUAAUUACAUAUAAAAUAAUAUGACUGAUGAUUGUCUCGAAACAACAAUUUCUUCCUUUCUGAGAGAGCUGCUGUUUACUGCAUACAUUGAUUAAUUGAUAUGAUUUUUUGUUUCCUCCUCAAUGUGUUCCCAAUUCAAAAAAGAAAGAAUAACAAGAAUGUGAGAUUUUGUUUCUCGAUGAUACAAAUUUCAAGUACGCUUGAUUCUCAUGGUGAAAAAAAUACAUACAAGUUUGAUACUUCGUGUAAUGUAAGACGCAUGUAAAUUUUUUAUUUGCGCGGUGACUCCUACAAUAAAAUAAAUAAAAAACACGUUUCAAC